This is a messenger RNA of Tetrahymena thermophila SB210, 2805 nucleotides long. RefSeq lists its product as hypothetical. NCBI's taxonomy places the organism in Eukaryota, Ciliophora, Oligohymenophorea, Hymenostomatida, Tetrahymenidae. The record is from RefSeq and is a predicted model, not a curated record. The transcript has 7 exons.
AUGCUCAAAUAGAUUACCAUAAAAAAAGAACUUAAUAGACAAUGCUUAGAUGAGGUUAUAAAAAGCUAUGGUGAAAAUUAGUAUUUAUAUGUUAUAGGGAUUUUCUAUUAGCAAAGAGCAUCUACAGAAUUCAUUUUCAAUUAGAUUUUUGGGUAUGAUUUCAGCUAAGAAAUCGAUUAAUAAGAGAAGGCAGUGUUUGCGUAUAAGUCUGACAAAGAUCAAUAUUCCAACUUAAUCUUUUUAUUUAGUAAUUUCUAAUUCAUUGAUUAAGACUUUAAUUAUGUUGAAGAAUUUAUUUUUGAGUGCAGUGAUGUCUUGAUAAACUUAGAUUUUACUAUGCAAGAUAGUUAUCAAAGCUUGGAAAGCUACAUUAGCAAAAACUUGAAAGAAAGAGAAAAUCCUUAUGUUAAAAAAGAAAUAAACUAUAUUUAUCCUUUAGACUAAGAUAUUAAGGAAUUAGACAAAAAAGAUAAUAUAGAUGAGCAAGAAAAUCAGCUUAUUUAUUAAGUUAAUAGAAAUAAGGGUAAUGUAAUUUAAAGAUGUUUAAAACAGCAAGAGUCUAAAGACAUUUAAGAGUCAUUAGUCUUAAAGAUACAAGAGUUAGAGAAAUAUUAAAUGAUACCUAUUCCAAUUCAAAAAAUAAAUACUUUAUUUUCUAUCAUAUGGGAUAAUCUCCUUUUAAAUUAGAAUAAAAAUAGUCUAUUUUAGCUUAAAUAAAUUAUUGUUGGAAGUCAUUACGAAGAACAAUGGGAUAUGUUAGUUAAAGAAAUGUAGCAAUGGUCUAAACAAUUGCAUAUUUAAUGUAUGGAAGGAAUGAUACAUGAUUUUAAUAUUUAAAAGGAAGAAUAUAGGAAAAUUUCAGAAAAAUGGAAGGUAUCAAGUGUGUUUUUGAAAGGGUUUCUUCAAGUUUUAGAUGAAAAUUAUGUUAAGGAGUAAAUAAACUAAGAGAUUUAAAAAUAGAUUUUUAAGCUAUUUAAUUUCUAAUUGAACUACAUAAAAAGUAAUCUUAAUGAAAUAUUUUAAAAGAAACUCACAGAAAUAUAAAAUCAAGAAAAACAGUAGCUAUUAUAAAAGUAGAUUUAAUAAUCAAACCAGAAACCUUAGUAAAAACCAGAAACCCAAUAAACAGAAUAAUAGCCAAAUUAAAACUAAUAAAUUGAUUUAAGCUAAUCACAAUCAUCACCUUAGUUUAAAUUUUAACAAUCAUAGUAGUAAAGGGAAUCUUUAUCUAAUUCAAAUCCUAAUUAAAGUAUUAACAUUUCCAAAUUUGCUUCAUAAAAAGUUUCUUCAGAUUUAAACUUUUCUUAGAUUGAGUUCUCAAAUAAUGAGAAUAAUGAAAUAUAAUAGAAAAUAAAUGAUAUUUCAUUUAGUUAAGACUUGAUUGGACUAUAAAGACAGAACUCAAACAAAAGCUCAGUAGAUUUACAUAACUAAACAUUUGGAUUAUUAGAUGUUAGUAUAGUAGAGGAACCAAUAGGAUAAAUAAAGUAAAUAAAAGAAAAGUCUUCAGAGCAAGACAGUGAAGAUGAGUUAGAUUAAAAACUGAUAUUAAAAAGAGUAGGAAGUGAAACAUAUUAAAGUAAUGAUUAAACAGAAGCUAAUAAGCUUGAGAGUUCAACAGAAGUAAACUAAAAUAACUCUAAUUAAAGUAAUGAAAAUAUAAAAAGUGAGGCUUUGAAUUCUCCAGCUUAAAUUAAAGCUUUUAAUACAGGUAUUCAAAAUUAAAGCUAGACAUAACUUUUGUUUUCAAAAUAGAAAAACUUCAAAGGAAGUGGCCAAUAUUUUCAAAUAGAAAAAAGUUAAAAAAUACCUAACAAAUUAGCAUAUUCUUAAUCUCCAAAUAUCAAACAAAAAUCAAUAGAAAGAGGAAGAAAUUCAAUUAGACAGAACUAAUCAUCAAGCUCUGAAAUUUAAGAAUAUAAAUUAUUUGAAAUAUUAGAGAAAACUAAAAAUUAAGUGAAGAUCGAAAUUAAAACAAAAAUGUUUGAUACAUUAGAUUAAAAAUCAAAAGAAGAGCUAGGCUAAAUAACUGAAUACGAGCAGAUAGAAAUAUAGAUUAUAGAACUUAUUACAACAGUAUUAGAAAAGAGGGCAUCAUUGGAAGUAUAAGACUUUGUUAAACAGAAAAUUAUUACAAGAUUAAAGACUGAUAUUUCUGAUUUAUUUACAAACAAAGACCAAGACUUUUGGGUGAAAUUCAAAGGUAUUAAAAACAAAAUUAUUGAUGAUUAGGAAAAGAAAAUUUAUGAAUAUUUAAAAGAUAAUUUUAAGUUACCAAAAAAUAAUUCUAAUGAGUUGAUAAAAAAAUCUAAAGAAGUUUGCUUAAAAGAAGUUAAGAAACUAAUGAAAGCUAAAAUAGAAGAAAUUACAUCUGAUUUUGUUGAGGAGCUCCAAGCUAAUGAUAAAAAAAUAUAAGAUAAAUAAAGUAUAAAUUUUAUUUAUGAUAAAUAUGAAGAUUUCGUUAUUGCCUUUAAAGAUGGCCUAGAAAACGAUAAUGAUUCUAAAGAAGAAGAUUUAAUAAAUCAAUGUAAUAAAAUCUUAAUAGAAUUAUAAGCUAUGAAAGAAAACUACAAAAAUAUUGUUAAAUUUAAAUACAACACUUUAAGAUUAUAACUUCAGAAAUUGAUGUUUAAAAAAGAAAAACUGAUUACUUCAAUUUAAGCUUUUACGAAAAUAAAUCAAUUGACUUUAACUUUAUUAAUAGUGUUCUCUAUACUUUCUGUGUUUGAGAAUGUACCUUUAGCUAGCUCAGUAGGGAUAAUUUUGAUUUCUCAUAUACUUUACACGAUAUACAAGCUAAAAUGA